Molecule: messenger RNA, 1903 nt
Organism: Zalophus californianus (California sea lion)
Lineage: Eukaryota; Metazoa; Chordata; Mammalia; Carnivora; Otariidae
Gene: PDLIM2
Product: PDZ and LIM domain 2
Exons: 11
Coding region: 427-1497 (356 amino acids)
Biological process (GO): muscle structure development; heart development; actin cytoskeleton organization
Cellular component (GO): filamentous actin; adherens junction; Z disc
Molecular function (GO): actin binding; muscle alpha-actinin binding
Source: RefSeq, a predicted model, not a curated record
GCACCCCAGCAGGGCGCGGGCCAGGUGGCCGCGCCGGGGCUGGGCUGCGCGGAGGAGGCGGCCUCCCGGGCCAGGGGCGGUGGCAGGGGCGGCCCCGGGAUCACAUGGGCGGAGGCAGGUCCUGGAGCCCCGGGCGGGCUCUCCCCAGAGUCGGGCAGACGGCGGCAGCGGCGGCGGCGGCGGCGGCGGCAGCGGCGGUGUCUCCUCACCCUCCCUCCUUCCCUUCCCUUCCCUCCCGGGCCUGGCCGCCCAGCCCGACGGGUUAGCGGGAGCCAGCACCCGGCCCGCGGGUACUUUGGCCUCGGAGCGUAGAAGAAGCCAGAACUGGGAGAGCCGGGCGGGCCGACAGGCUGGGCACCUCCCCGCGGCCCGGGGCGCGGAGUCCACCGGCCGGCUCAAAGGGUCUCUGUCCCUUCUUCCUCAGAUAUGGCACUGACGGUGGAUGUGGUGGGGCCUGGGCCCUGGGGCUUCCGGAUCACUGGGGGCAGGGAUUUCCACACACCCAUCAUGGUGACCAAGGUAACUGAGAGGGGCAAGGCUGAGGCUGCUGACCUCCGGCCUGGCGACAUUAUCCUGGCCAUCAACGGGGAGAGUGCUGAGGGCAUGCUUCAUGCUGAGGCCCAGAGCAAGAUCCGCCAUAGCCCCUCACCCCUGAGGCUGCAGCUAGACCGGUCCCAGGCUGCUUCCCCCAGGCAGACCAAUGGGGAAAGCUCUGUGGAAGUGCUGGUGACUCGCUUCCAGGGCUCCGUGAGGACGCACGCAGACAGCCAGUCCUCCCUGCGGUCUUCCUGCUCCAGCCCCGUGUCCUCCAGCCCCCAGCUGGGCAGCCCCUUCUCUACCCUGCCCCCCAGCAGCCCGCGUGCCCUCCCUGGAGAGGCCGUGGUCAGCCGCAGUUUCCAGAGCCUGGCACGCUCCCCGGGACCCACUGCUGCUGACCGCUUCUCCUUCGGGGGCCGCCCCGGAAGCCACCAGGCCAGCCUCACCCGCACCGGGGACUCGGCUGUGCUGGUGCUGCCGCCUUCCCCGGGUCCACGUUCCUCCAGCCCCAGGCUCAGUGUGGACUCAGAAGGGGGAAGCCGCCUUCUGGAAGAGGACUCAGAAGUCUACAAGAUGCUGCAGGAGAAUCGUGAGGCACGGGUCGCCCCCCGGCAGUCCAGCUCCUUUCGGCUCUUGCAGGAAGCCCUGGAGGCUGAGGAGAGAGGUGGCACGCCUGCCUUCCUGCCCAGUCAGCUGAGCCCCCAGUCCUCCCUGCCCACCUCCGGGGCCCCGGCCACCCCACCCAAGCUCCACACGUGUGAGAGGUGCAACACCAGCAUUGUGAACCACGCUGUACGCAUCCAGGAGGGGCGCUACCGCCACCCGGGCUGCUACACCUGCGCAGACUGCGGCCUGAACCUGAAGAUGCGCGGGCACUUCUGGGUGGGGGACGAGCUGUACUGUGAGAAGCAUGCCCGCCGGCGCUACUCCGCAGCCCCCACCCUCAGCUCCCAGGCCUGAGCACCUGGCUGUGCUCGUAGCCCUCCCUCGACUCUGUGGACACCUCUGUGCCAGGGCCAUGCCAACAGCAGGUUGGCAUGGAAGGGUAGUGGUGGGUGGUGGUGGGUGGUGGGGCCCCUUCCUCCGCGCUAGGCGCGGCCAGGUCUUGGGACCUGUCCUGGGCUGUGCAUGAGGACGGCCUCACCAUCCCAGGCCUGUGCUAGAUACUCUCACUUCCCCCUGCAGGACAGGCCGUGCACCAAAGUCCUCGUGGGCACCGCAUUGGAUAUCUUUGUGCAACAGGGGUUAAGCAGGUUGGGACACAGAGAGAAAUAUGUAGAAAGAGAGGGGUGGUCAUAGGCUAAAGGUACUCACUCUGUAAAGUUUUCAACAUAUGAGCUCUAUAAAUGUAUAUACAUGGACAAAA